AUGGAUCGAGAGAAUCGUGAUGGAGAACUUUUACCGCCACGAAGAAUUAGACCGAUCGAAAAACGUAGCUUUCGUAUCUUUUGUAUAUCAUGCCCUCCAUGUGUUUGGAUAUCAUGUUGUGCAAUUUGGACUGUAAUCUUGAUUCUGGCAAUUAUACUAGGGAGCAUAGCAUACGCGAACAUAAAUCAAUGUAGAAAAUUAAACGUCGACAAUAUUUCUCCGUCCGUAAUGACAUACGAUCCAAAUAUUUUUAGUGAAGUGAAAAUUGAAUCGUUCGGGAACUAUCUGAAAGGACAAGUAUUCGUAUCUCAAAGUAAUUCAACAAACUCAAAAAAUGCAACAGUUCGAAUUCAAGUGGCCGGUAUUGGGAAACAAGGCGCAACUGUACAAACACUUUCUUCUAAUUCACAAUAUUCCAUCACUUUGACACAAUCUGGAUUUGGCUCACCGUUCGAAUUUCUCGCAUAUUUGACACUCCCUCCAAAAUGUUCAGAUGCCAGAGUACACAUUAUUUUUCCACAAACUUCACAAUCGUCCAAUAGCAACGGCAAUAAGGAUCAAACAGUAACGGUAGCAACUCUCAGAUCAAUAACGUCAAAUAAUAUGGAUGUAACGUUACAGCAGAAUGAAGUCCCAUUUUAUGAUCAGAUUUUUAACGUCACUACGAUUAAAUCUAAUAUAAUAGUAGAGAAUUUCACAGCCAAUUCAAUAAUGUUAUCAUCUAAUAUCGGUGAAAUUUCCGGUACUAUCGGUGGAAUAUACUCGCAAUUAAAAGCAGCCUCAUUUAAAGGUGUUAUACAAUUAUCCGUUGACUUGACAUCACGUUUGAACUCUUUUGCACAGUACGUGAAAACCCAACAACAACCGAAAAUUGAAGUGGAGACGGAAAGCGGAAAUGAUUCCACUUUUUCCGGAAAUUUUUCUGCAACAACGGACAAAGGUCACAUUCAGCCACUAAACACUCAAAAUAUCAAUACACAGACUGACACACAAGUGUCUGGAACCGUUCCCGGCAAUUUGAAUGCAAAUCUAACUGUCGUCACAUAUAAAGGGGAUAUUAAUCUCGAGUUUUAG
This is a messenger RNA of Ambispora gerdemannii, 1074 nucleotides long. The record is from the annotation of a GenBank genome assembly. NCBI's taxonomy places the organism in Eukaryota, Fungi, Glomeromycota, Glomeromycetes, Archaeosporales, Ambisporaceae.